Messenger RNA from Aspergillus steynii IBT 23096, 1366 nucleotides. Its product is annotated as aldo/keto reductase. The record is from RefSeq and is a predicted model, not a curated record. The coding region runs from base 434 to 1366 and encodes 310 amino acids. Gene Ontology annotation, cellular component: cytosol. Lineage: Eukaryota; Fungi; Ascomycota; Eurotiomycetes; Eurotiales; Aspergillaceae. Gene Ontology annotation, molecular function: aldose reductase (NADPH) activity. The transcript is spliced from 4 exons.
CUAAACUCUACAUGAUUUUUUCUACUCCCUUGGACCCCCCUGGACAGUGACAAUGGCAUGAUUGCCUUAAGGUAGCUGGGGGUGGACUUAUGAGAUCAGGCCAAACCCACCAUCUACCACCACCAGCCAUGGCUGGCUUGCUUGCAACGCAGUGGAGUCGAUCCUCCCCACGUGGUGGCUCUUCGGUGACCAGACGAGAGCAAGUCAAACUGGUUGUCUGCAGCUCAUCGCUGGAUAGCUGAGACUCUGGUUCGCCCAGACGUCAUACCCGUAGCCAGGAAAACGGCCAGACCUGAACGCGUCAAGUUGACGUCGAUUCACCUGCACUGAGUAGAUAGGAUAUAAAUCAAGCUCCCACCCUGUGUAGCAGACUUUUACCAACCACUGAACAAUUCAAUUGAAUUUUUGAUAGCUUAUUUGAUCUAACACCAAGAUGCCGACCAACUUUAAGCUCAACAACGGCGCUGAAAUCCCUGCCGUCGGAUUUGGCACCUGGCAGGACGCCGAUGAGCAGGAGCAGGCUGUAAUCGAAGCCAUCAAGGCAGGAUACCGCCACAUUGACACGGCGCGUGUUUACGGCACUGAAAAGGCCGUCGGAUCAGCAAUUAAGAAGAGCGGAGUGCCCCGCGACCAGCUCUUCAUCACGACCAAGCUCUGGAGCAACAAGCACCACCCGGACGACGUGCCUCAGGCCCUCCAGGACUCUCUCAAUGAUCUGCAGCUGGACUAUGUCGACUUGUUCUUGAUCCACUGGCCGGUGGCAUUCAAGCGAGGCGACGAGUUGUUCCCCAAGGAUGCGAAUGGAAAGCCUGCUGUUGUGGAUACCGACUAUGUCGCUACCUGGAAGGCUCUGGAGAAGCUGUUGCCUACCGGCAAGGCCAAGGCCAUCGGUGUCUCGAACUUCUCCCAGGCCGAGAUGGAACACUUGCUGAAGAACUCCUCGGUCGUGCCCGCGGCGCAUCAGCUGGAAAGCCACCCGUGGCUGCAGCAGCGGGAGUUCGUCGACUGGCACAAAUCCAAGGGCAUUCAUGUCACCCACUACUCGCCGUUUGGAAACCAGAACGAGCUCUACUCGAAGCAUGGCACCAUUGGCAAGCUGAUCGAGGACCCGGUUCUGGUGGAGAUUGGCAAGAAGUACAACAAGAGCGCGGCGCAGGUUGCUCUCGCAUGGGGUAUCACCCAGGGUCAUUCCGUGCUUCCCAAGUCCAAGACCCCCUCGCGCAUCAAGGCGAACCUUGAAGGCGACUUCAAGCUGAGCGACGAGGACAUGAAGAAGAUCGAAGGCAUCAACAAAAAGCUUCGGUUCAACGACAGCAGCGAGGACUUUGGUCGGGACUUCUUCACCGAUCUGGAGGGGAAGAACUAG